This is a messenger RNA of Nerophis ophidion (straightnose pipefish), 1912 nucleotides long. It is a transcript of the gene atp1b2a, whose product is annotated as ATPase Na+/K+ transporting subunit beta 2a. Gene Ontology annotation, biological process: intracellular sodium ion homeostasis; sodium ion export across plasma membrane; intracellular potassium ion homeostasis. Lineage: Eukaryota; Metazoa; Chordata; Actinopteri; Syngnathiformes; Syngnathidae. The coding region runs from base 184 to 1179 and encodes 331 amino acids. The transcript is spliced from 10 exons. The record is from RefSeq and is a predicted model, not a curated record. Gene Ontology annotation, molecular function: ATPase activator activity. Gene Ontology annotation, cellular component: sodium:potassium-exchanging ATPase complex.
ACAGACGCGGUGCGGGGAGGGUGUACUGUCGUGACAUCAUCCUGUCCUCCGUCUUCCUCUCACCGAUCAUCUUCUUCUUCAUCAUCAUCGUCAUCGCCAUCGUUAACGCCAUCUUCGCGGUCUGCCACGCGCUGCUUUAUCCUCCUGCGCGCGUGUCCCGAUCAUCCUCAUAUCAUCUCCAUCAUGUCCGCCAACAAGCAGGAGGACCGCAAAGGCGCGAGCAACUGGCGGGAAUUCUUCUGGAACCCGCGAACUCACGAGGUGAUGGGUCGGACUGCGUCCAGCUGGGGUCUGAUCCUGCUCUUCUACCUGGUCUUCUACCUGUUUUUGGCUGGGAUGUUUGCUCUCACCAUGUACACCAUGCUGCUGACGCUGGACGACUACAAACCCACCUGGCAGGACCGCCUGACCACCCCAGGGAUGAUGAUUCGUCCCAAGGGGGAUCAACUGGAGAUAACUUUCUCCCCGUCAGACGUGCAAAGCUGGAAUGGCUUUGUGCAAAAUCUGGAUGGGUUUUUGUCUCCGUACAAUGACAGCCAGCAGGUUCAGAUGAACGACAACUGCCUUCCGGAUAAAUACUUCAUCCAAGAGGAUAGCGGAGAGGUGAAGAACAAUCCAAAGCGUUCCUGUCAGUUUAAUAGAACAAUGUUGGAGGACUGUUCUGGGAAGACUGAUCGUUUGUAUGGUUACAGCCAAGGUCAGCCCUGUGUGCUCAUUAAGCUUAACCGGGUGAUCGGAAUGUUUCCAGGAAAGGAUGGACAAUCUCCCUUUGUCACCUGUGGAGCCAAAUUAUACAAAGUGGGGAAAGAUGAGUUGAGCUUCAGUCGUUCAACAGUCCAGGGUCUCCGCUGUCGUAUUUUACGCUUCAUAAUGCGCCACACAUUUUCGAUGGGAGACAGGUCUGGACUGCAGGCGGGCCAGAUGGAGGACAGCGAUAAGAUCGGACCUCUUGCUUAUUUUCCUUCAAAUGCAUCUUUCAACCUCAUGUACUACCCUUAUUAUGGCAAAAAAGCUCAGGUGAACUACACUCAGCCGCUGGUCGCUGUCAAGUUCUUGAACGCCUCUCUUAACACUGACAUCAACGUUGAGUGUAAAGUCAACUCCAACACCCUCGCCGCUGGCAGCGAGAGGGACAAAUUUGCUGGCCGCGUGUCCUUCAAGCUACGAAUCAACAAGUAGAGAAGCAACGUGACCAUGACGUCGAUCACAGCAACUCUCUUCGUCUCUGCAACUGAUCUUUAAUUGUCGCUGUUCUUCAUCUUGGAUUGUGCUUGUUUGAAAAACAAAACAAAAAAAAAAACCUAACAAUUUUUUCUAUACAAGCUGACCAAUCAAAAUCCCUCACAGUUUAAUGCCACACACCCAGCAGCCAAUGCAAUCAAGCACUUAAUUUGUUGAUUUGUAUAUUUAUUUAUUCAUGUAUUUAUUGAUUGAUUCGAUGUAUCACACUGAGUCAAUCAUUGUAGACUGCACAGUCGUUGUUUACAUAUCCUGGAAGCUCAGCCAAAUGUUGCAUUAUUUAGUACACAAAUCUAUGGUCUUGUGUUGGAUCAUUAAAAAAAAAGAAAUCUGGAUAUGUUUCAAUACAAUGAUAGAAGCAGCCACAACCACCCAGGUGUCACAACAGUACUUUUUAUUGUGUUUCCUCUUGUUACAUGUAUUGUGUUGUCGUUGCAGCAGUCUUUUCAUAAAAUAAUUGAGCAGUCUUGUAAUUACUUAAUUCAUGAUGAAUUGGCUCAGCCUGUGGAUUUGAGUGUUCUUGCCCAUGUGAGACACGCACACGCACACCCACAUGCACACAUAACUCACCUUUGUUAAUGUACAGCCAAUCAGAUGUAUGAUGUCAUGUGACUUGAUUUCUCCCUGCUAUUAUUCCCACACGACCACGUGAUUAAAAACACAAAUGACUUUG